This is a messenger RNA of Aedes albopictus (Asian tiger mosquito), 2299 nucleotides long. RefSeq names its product histone deacetylase 8-like. The record is from RefSeq and is a predicted model, not a curated record. The coding region runs from base 1082 to 2209 and encodes 375 amino acids. Lineage: Eukaryota; Metazoa; Arthropoda; Insecta; Diptera; Culicidae. Gene Ontology annotation, molecular function: histone deacetylase activity. Gene Ontology annotation, biological process: negative regulation of transcription by RNA polymerase II. The transcript is spliced from 6 exons. Gene Ontology annotation, cellular component: nucleus.
GCGGAGCGGAUUCCUUCUGUACACGGAGAGACGAAACUACCCAAAAGUGAGUUCUUUCCACUCAACUUCGGGGUUGCGUGCGUCAAGCCACUUUUGAGUUGAUGGAAUCGAUGUUUUUGUUGGGUUGUUCCCGCUUGCUUCCAUGUGAAAGGAAUACCUAAUUUUAAGUUUUUUUCACCCAACCGAAAUUUUGACUAGGUUGUAUUCACUCAAAUUUGAGUACUGUGCUAGAAACUCAGUUUUGGCUUGACGCACUGAACUGCAAAAGUUGGGCUGUUUCUCUCUUCACUCUCUGACAACAUUAGAAAGAGCGCAUGAGAAGGGAGAUGAAAAAGAACUCAAAAUUGAGUUUAAAAGUACCUAAUUUUGAGUUUUUCAGUUUCUCCGUGUACGAUACCAAUUAAGCGUAUUGUAGGAAUCUUAAGGUGAAUAUAUGACGAAGCCACACCUCAAAUUUUCAAGAGCACCGGGGUGUGACCAAUCGAUCAACUUUUCAGCGCAAUCCGUCGUUUGGUUCAUUCAGCUCGUGCUCUUGAAAAUUUGAGGUAUGGCUUCGUCAUAUAAUGUCCUUAAAUGUAAUCAAACUCAAAGCUUCAAGACUAGUUGAGUGCGACGAUAAAUUUAAUCAGGUUUGAAACUUUUGCUGCUAAUCAUGGUUUGGUUAUGUGUAAUUAACUAGAGACUAUUUGAAUCAAUCAUAAUCUGAAAUAAUGGCAAAUCAAAUCUUGUUUUCUGAUAGAAAAUUGCCAACCUGGAGGCGCCUAGUUCACAUAUUUUGAACAUGAUGCUUCAAACAAACUGAUAGAUAUGUGAAACAAUAAAUUGCAUUUGAAAUAGCGACUAUUAUUUAAUUAAUUUAAAGGUUCACAUCACAAGGCGAAACAAAUAAGAAUCAUGGUUGAGGGAAUAAGAAUCAAGUUGCAUAAGUUUCCAAUUGGAAUCUUUAGGCAUCUUUUGGCUAUUCCAAUCUCAUUGCGUUCUACCUGUCAUAAACAACAUUGGGGUAAAACAAGAGUCCUCUAGUAGAUAAGUAGUUUUUAAAUUUGCUUUGUAAAAAUAAAUUCAAUUUACAUUUUGUACAAUGAAGAAAGUAGUUUACAUUACUGAUGAGAACAUACAUAAUGAGAUGCUAAAACUUAGUGCCAUUGGAAAUCGAUCAGCGGUCGUUGAUGAACUCGUUAAAUCCUACGAACUGUUGCAGUUUUGUAAAAUCAUAAGCCCCAAACGGUGCACUUUGGAGGAUUUGUUGUCCUUUCACAGCGCCGAUUAUGUCGAAUGUCUCAAGCGCUAUAACGAUGAAGAUGACAUCGAAGAGGUAACGGACGAGCUGCAAGAGUUCGGACUUGCUUAUGAUUGUCCAAUGAUAGAAAAAGUUUACGAUUUUGCAACUUCCAUUGUCGGCACAACACUGGCUGCAGUAGACGCAAUCCUGGCAGGCGCUGCCAUUGCCAUAAACUGGCAUGGAGGCUGGCAUCACGCUCAAAGGGACAAGGCCGCUGGGUUUUGCUACGUGAACGACAUUGUAAUUGGAAUACACAGAUUACGCACGAGGUUCCAAAAAGUUUUAUACUUGGAUUUGGAUGUUCACCAUGGUGACGGAGUUGAGGACGCCUUCAGCUUUAGCAAAUAUGUCAUGACUGUAUCGUUUCACCAACACGAGCCAGGACAUUUCCCAGGAACAGGAGCGGUGUCGAGUAUUGGUAUUGGACCGGGAAAGGGCUACACGGUCAAUGCACCUUACUCGAGGGAUAUUAUCGGUGACAUGUUUGUGCCUUACUUUCAAAAUAUAAGCAGUGCAGUCUACAAUGCAUUUAGACCGGACGUGUGUAUUGUGCAGUGCGGAGCGGACGUCAUCGUCGGAGAUCACUUAGGUGGAACGAAUUUGAUCCCGGAGGAUUGCUUGAAAUGUGUGCAGCAGGUUCUGAGUUGGAACACUCCAACCAUAUUCCUGGGUGGAGGGGGUUACAAUGUGAUAAACACAGCUAAAUAUUGGACGCAGCUUACUGCACUAAUUCUUCAGAAAACUAUCUCCAGAGACAUUCCGGACAAUGCUUUCUUUCCAGACUUUGGUCCUGACUUCACAUUGGAUAUCUACCGAAGAAACGUCAAGGAUGGAAACACCAAGGAUAAUUUAUUUAGAAACGAGGCUUUUAUUGAAGGUAACAUUCACACACUUAAAGGUAGAAUGAUUUUAUUUGGGUAUGGCUAACUUUUAUUAUUCCUAAAUUACAGAUAAUCUAAAACUUUACCUAGCGAGUAUGUAAAUUCUUACGUAAAAAUAAUUACAUUAAAACAGUAA